Messenger RNA from Hipposideros armiger (great roundleaf bat), 2402 nucleotides. RefSeq names its product homeobox B2 (gene HOXB2). Lineage: Eukaryota; Metazoa; Chordata; Mammalia; Chiroptera; Hipposideridae. Bases 920 to 1990 code for a protein of 356 amino acids. Gene Ontology annotation, biological process: regulation of transcription by RNA polymerase II. Gene Ontology annotation, molecular function: DNA-binding transcription factor activity, RNA polymerase II-specific; RNA polymerase II cis-regulatory region sequence-specific DNA binding. The transcript is spliced from 3 exons. The record is from RefSeq and is a predicted model, not a curated record. Gene Ontology annotation, cellular component: nucleus.
UUCCCAUCUGUUCCCCACCCCCCCCACUCCCAGAAUCACCUUUCCCUUGUGCUAACACCCCCCACCCCCAGGCCUUUUAAAGCGAUGUGGAAUUUCGGCUGUUCCCUCCACUUUCCCAAAGAGCCAAAUUCUUUGAUGCCAUCGGAGGGAGCUGUCAGGGGGCUAAGAUUGAUCGCCUCAUCUCCUCUCCGUCCCUCUGACCCACUUAUUUAAAAAUCUUCCACUAGAUCGACUUUUCAUUUUCUGCUUUGAGAUCUAGUUUCCCACCAAUUGCUUGGGGCCCUGAGUCUUAUGCCCCCUCCCUCCAGUAAAUUACAGCACUCUCUAAAAUUCACACUAUCUCAAUACCCUUAAAAUAAACAAACAACAACAUUUCCCCAAGGGCCAGAAAUGGAAUAUCAUCGCAGUGGUCAUUAUUUCUGCCCCUUCUGUGUUCAGGGUUUUUUUCUUUUUUACUAGCACAAUGACAAAAAUGGGAGGGGCCUCUCUUUGUCCAGGAGGGGAAAGUCCUUCCCCCUAUAUAUGGACUUGAGCUUUGAGAGUGCUCUGUUAAAUAAAUCCGUGGCUACCUUGGUUCUUGUUCACGUCCCUGGAUAUAGAUACAGAUACAGGCCUGAGAUGUUGUGGGCCCAGACGAGCGAUUGGCCGAGGCAGGUCCCGUGACCACGAAUUCCCUGCAAUUUCGCUGGAGUCCUGGGUUUAAUAGAGAGAGUCCCCAUACGCUUGUAUUUAUCAGCAAUAUACAAUUAUAAAGGCCCAAAAUUAAAAAAAAAACAAAAAAAACAAAAUCGCGAGCGAAAUCUCCCCCUCCCAAAAUCGCUCCAUCACAUAAACCUGGGGGGGGCAGGAGGGGGGGUCCCUUCCGAUCCUCCCUCCUGACGCCCCCCCCAGCAGGCCCCCUCCCCCACCAUUGAAAGCCAUGAAUUUUGAAUUUGAGAGGGAGAUUGGGUUUAUAAACAGCCAGCCAUCGCUCGCCGAGUGUCUGACUUCCUUCCCCGCUGUCUUGGAGACAUUUCAAACUUCAUCAAUCAAGGAGUCGACAUUAAUUCCUCCUCCUCCUCCUUUCGAGCAAACCUUCCCCAGCCUGCAGCCCGGCGCCUCCACCCUUCAGAGACCCGGGAGCCAAAAGCCAGCCGAAGAUGGGCCCGUUCUGCCGCCGCCGCCGCCUCUCCCCGCCGCCCCCCUUGCCCCCGAGUUCCCCUGGAUGAAAGAGAAGAAAUCCGCCAAGAAACCCAUCCAAUCCUCCACGUCUCCUCCGGCCGCCUCCUCGGUCCCGGCCUCCGGGGUCGGCUUGCCGGCAGAUGGCCCGGGGCUGGCGGAGACGGCCGGCGGCGGGGCGCGCAGGCUGCGCACGGCUUACACUAACACGCAGCUGCUAGAGCUGGAGAAGGAAUUCCACUUUAACAAGUACCUGUGCCGGCCGCGCCGCGUGGAGAUCGCGGCCUUGCUGGACCUCACCGAGAGGCAGGUCAAGGUCUGGUUCCAGAACCGGCGCAUGAAGCACAAGCGGCAGACGCAGCACCGAGAGUCGUUCGACGGGGAGCCAGCCUGCCCGGGCGCCCUGGAGGACACCUGCGAGCCCGCCCCGGAGCCCGUGGCUAGCCCGGGCCGCCCCUCCGCCUCGCGGGCGGCGCAGGAAGCCUGCUCUCACCCUCCCGAGGUCGCGCCAGGUCCCUUGGGCGCCCCGAGCGCCCUACCUUUGGCAUCUCGCGGGGAUGGCGCGAGGGCGCCGAGCCCGGGCUGCGACCUGCACGGGGCUGGCGGGCUGGAGCCGGAGCCGGAGCCUUUGCCUGAAGACGCCUUCCCAGAGCAGCAGGAUUCGCCUUUCCUGCCGGACCUCAACUUUCUCGCCGCCGACUCCUGUCUCCAGCUGUCCGGAGGCCUCUCCCCUAGCCUGCAGGGCUCUCUCGACAGCCCGGUUCCCUUUUCCGAGGAAGAGCUGGACUUCUUCACCAGCACCCUCUGUGCCAUCGACCUGCAGUUCCCCUAACCGGUCCCCUCCUCCAAGCCCUUCCGCCCCCCACCCCUCGGUUGUCUAAUGGAAAACCCCAGGACCCCCUGCCACCCUAAGUCGUUUAGACUUCUUUAUGUAUUUUGCUAAAAUUCAGGUAUUAUUGAAUUAGCGUUUAAUUCACUUCUUUUCUUUUCUCUAAAAUAUUGGGCACUCGGGCGUCUUUUUAAAAUCACAGAAAAAAAUCCGUUUGGUAGACUCCUUCCAACGAAAUCUCAGGAAUAAUUAAACUCUAGGGGGGCUUUCUUAAAAAAAACAACUAGAGGAACCUAUUUUCCUCUUUUUCUUAAGUUUUAGACUGUAGAUUAUUUAUUAAAGUUCUUUAAUAGGAAAAGGGGAAAGUAUUUAUUGUACAUUAUUUUCAUAGAUUAAAUAAAUGUCUUUAUAAUAC